AUGAAAGUUUUUUAGGUCUUUAAACAUAUGGAUGUUUUUGGUGCACCAUUAUUUUAGAGAGUUGAUUAAAACUCCUAAAUAUAUAAAAGUAUAUUUGGAGGUGUAAUAUCAUUAUUGAUUUUUUCAUCUAGUUUUGCUUAUGCAUUUUGGGAAUUUUAUAAAUGGAACACAUACUAAUUAAAUCCAAAAAUAUCUACAUCUCUUUAUGCAUCAGAUUUCUCUUUAUUAGAUUAGAAUUAUGGAAUUAUUAAGAUUCACUAUUGGAAAGACAAUAUUGCUACAAUCGACCCUUUCGAAAACAAAAUUCUAAUACCACUAAUAAGUUAUACUGAGAAUUAUAUUAUUGUAGACACAAAAGUAUUAAAGUUUUCUAAUGAAACGAGUUAUACUGGAAAUUAGUUUCUCAUACCUAAAAUAAAACUUGGAUUUUCACAAAUAAAUGGUUCUUUAAUGACUACAUCAGAAAUGUAUAUUUAUUUUGUCAAAUGUACAGAAGAAUUACUUGGAUAAAAUGAAAAAUGUGCUUCAUAAGAUUUAAUUGAUGUUUUUUUUAAGCAGCCAUUAAAUACAAUAGCAAUGCAAAUUCAUUACAAUUAAUUAAACUCGGAAAAUGCAUCUAUUUAAUAAAGUGUUUAAGAGUUUUUGAUCUAAAUUGAAAAGGAAAAUUGUUAAACUUUGAAUACAUACUUAUAGACUACUUAUUAUGAAGUGAAAAACUAAUUUCUUUUUGGUCAACCUAAUCGUUAUGAAUUUGUAAAUGGUGUUCAAAUUUAACCUCAGACUAAUUCAAUCUCAUAUUGCUAAUAAGCUUUCGGUUAUGAGACUUAUUCAUUAAUUUAUAUAGAGAUGAAAGGAAACUAAGUAAAAACUAUUCUGGAAUAUCCAAAUUUAGGAGAUGUUUUGGCAAAUAUUGGAUCAAUUGUAUCAGUUUUAUUCAUGGUUCGAUUUAUAAUAACUUAGUUGAAUUCUUAUUUUUUACAUGUUGAAAUUAUAAGGGAUCUAAUCUCAUUUUAUUAUCCUUAAUUUUAAAAUAUAAAGAUAUAAAGAAAUUGGAAAUUUUAAAUUACAAAAGUUCAAUUAAGAAGUUAAUAAAUAGAUCCUAAAGAAUUUUAAAAAUUUUACAGUAAUUUAAAAAGUUAAAUGGAAUUAAAAAUGUCAUUAUUAGAUAUAUUAUAUGAAAUAUCUAGACUUUAUUUUUUAAUACGCUCAAUUAAAUCAAGAGAAGAGAUAAAUCGGUGCCAUUAAAUUGGAAUAUCUAUAAAUUCCACUUUUGAAUAGAAUAAUGAAAUCGACUCUCCUAAAUGUACAUCUAGAAAAUUAGUUAGUAUCGCUUUAAAUGAUUAAGAUGUUAAUAUUUUAUCAUUAAAUCAAAGAAAGUAUUAGAGAUAAGAAAGUAUUGAGAAUGAAAUGGAAUUAUCAGAUUAGUUUGAAUUCUAUGACAUUAACAAAAUAUAUAGCUGA
Messenger RNA from Paramecium sonneborni, 1461 nucleotides. The record is from the annotation of a GenBank genome assembly. NCBI's taxonomy places the organism in Eukaryota, Ciliophora, Oligohymenophorea, Peniculida, Parameciidae.